Molecule: messenger RNA, 4772 nt
Organism: Panicum hallii
Lineage: Eukaryota; Viridiplantae; Streptophyta; Magnoliopsida; Poales; Poaceae
Product: probable receptor-like protein kinase At1g30570
Exons: 3
Coding region: 1888-4440 (850 amino acids)
Biological process (GO): protein autophosphorylation
Cellular component (GO): plasma membrane; plasmodesma
Molecular function (GO): ATP binding; transmembrane receptor protein tyrosine kinase activity
Source: RefSeq, a predicted model, not a curated record
AGCGCAGGGUUGAUGUGAGAGGUUAGCAAAUCUUGUUCCCUACGCGUCGGCGCUUAGAAUUUUUUUUUUGAAGAACUUCGGCGCUUAGAAUCUGGACGUCGUGUUUUUUUUGUGUGACGUAUUCUAGAAUAUUAUUUAGCUGCAGCUAUGAAGUGUGGGCCAACAAUUGGCACUGCCUUCGCGAUCAGACUCUCUGCGUGCAUGUUUCUGAACAUCGGUAUCGAUCAGUCAUCAGUGACAUGCCAACGCCCAGCAUGUCGAUGCAACGGAAAUGGUCGGUACAGUAACUUCUCUGCCGUUCAGAAUCAGAGCUAAAGCAUCCGAUAUCAUAAGGAAAGUGAAGCAGUGUGGGGGGCAUCCUGUAAUGGCGAUCACAGGCCAGUGAUCUGCCUGGCCGUUCAUGUGAAGAGCAAGAGCAGUGUCUUCGUCUGCAUCCGCGUGCACGAGAGGGAGGAAGGAACAGGGCCAUGUGUUGCUGCACUCUCCACCCAUGUGACCCACCACCACCAUCCCACCCAAUGGAAUGUGAUUGGAUUCGGACUCACUCCCCACAAGUGAAGUCACCCUCUCCCUCAAACCAUGAAACCACCGCUCUCCCCAAGUGUGCAGCAGCCCCCACUUUUCAGGAGGGGAAAGGAGCGAACAAUUUAGCUGAACCAGGGAGGGCCCACUGCCCAGGAAGCUGAGCAGGAGCAGCAGGGAGGAUGAGAAAAAAAUUAUCUUGCAUUUUUCAUCAGUGGACAGUUGUUGGAAUGAGGCAUGGCAAAUCUUUGCUCAGAUACAGUUGCAGCAGAAAACAUAGCUAUCGAAAUGGUUCCUUCUACUUCAGCCAUCUCGCAGUGAAUUUUGUUGGGAGUAAUUGUCAGUGUGCUUGCUUGCAAUUUUGCUGCUGCUUCCAGUCUUCUACACAUCUGAAAACUCUGAACUAAUCAAAGCACUUGGGUUGGCUUUGCGAAACCAUUUGUUAAACGCAUCACAGCAGCUGCAUGAUACCACUAGACCAAAAAUCGACAUCAUCACACAGGACACUGCUUCUCGCGCGCACGUCAGCGAGCGAGCGAGCACGGGUGAGGAGACAGGGGAGUGCUGUGCUCCAGUGCCGCUUGCUCCGCACCAGUUGCUCUGCCAUUUUUUUUCCUCUCGUUUUCCCUCCUCUUUCUGGCUGCGCUUUUGUCUCUCUUGUGCUCUCCAAGAAACCAAUCCAUCCAUCCAUCCGCCCGCCCAGCAAUCGAUCCCGACUCGCCGCCGGCUCGAUCCUCCGCUCCCCCGUCGCCUUUCGCCCGGAGGAGCGGCGCCGCCGCCGAGGGCGACGCGUGGCAACCAGAGCCAGGCACCGCACACCCGUGCGCCGCUUCGCCGACAUCUGCGCCGCCUGCUUGGGGCGGAAUGCGUCAGCUGUAGUCUGUAGAGGGCGGCUACGGCACCUUUCCAGCCUUUUCUUCGUCUCCUCCUCUUGGGCUCGAUCGAUCGGUAGCGUCAGCUGCUGUGCUCCACCAGCGUCUCCUCCACAAUAGUUGGCGCUCCUGUGCUCCCCAGCCCAAGCCCAGCAGAUCAAUCCAUCCGCCCAGAAAUCGAUCAUCCCCAGAAGACAAAGCGAUCCACUUGGAUAGGCCUUAUCCUUGCGGUGUCGUCUCCCCUCGAUUCUUGCAAGCAAAAGAUUCUUGCGAGAAGCCGGAGUGAAAGACGCCAGAAAUCAGCAGAUUUUGAAGGGAAGAUCCCGCCUUUCUUGCUCUCCUCGAUCCGACGAAGGCAGCAUUCAGGCCCUGCUGGUUCCUCUUCGCCGUGUUCAGCCAAAUGCAGUUUGAGCGGCCGCGGAGUACCGGGAGAGGGUGAAUUCUGCUUAUCUUUUGGUUGCUCUUUGGACUUGAUGAGACCUGCAAGAGCUAAAUGGUGGCAGUCACUGACGUUCAGAUGAGUCCGGUUGUGCUAGCAGCAGUAAGCAUCGCAUUUUUCAGUUUGCAGUUCCUGCGAGCUCAUGGAAGUGAACUGCUUCUGAGCUGUGGCUCAAACGGCACUGUUGAUGCUGAUGGGCGGAGAUGGAUCGGAGACAUGGGCCCUGGGGGGAAUUUUACCUUGAGCAGCCCUGGGCUUGCCACCCCACUGGCUGGAAAGAGCAAUUCUGAUGAAAUCUUCGGACCGAUUUACAGUUCUGCCCGUGUCUUCAAAACAACAAGUUGGUAUACCAUUAGUGUGCUGCCGGGAAGUUACUGUGUCAGAUUGCAUUUCUUCCCUUCGACAUAUGGGAAUUUCAGUGCAAAUGAGUCCGUGUUUGAUAUCACUGCACAUGAUUUCAAGCUUGCUUCAAAGUUCAAUGUAUCAGAGGAGAUUGUUUGGAGAAACUCUGCGAGCAAUUCAGUCAUCAAUGCAGUUGUCAAGGAGUACUUUCUUGUGGUUAGUUCUCGUGGCUUGCAGAUUGAGUUUGAUCCAAGCCCUGGGUCAUUUGCCUUUGUGAAUGCAAUUGAGGUCAUGCUCACACCAGAUAAUUUAUUCAAUGAUACAGUGAGCAAAGUUGGCGUUGCAGGCGUGCAGCUUCCUCUCGGCUUGAGUGACAGAGGUGUCGAGACAAUGUACCGGCUGAACGUUGGAGGUCCUGCACUUAAAUCGGCAAGUGAUCAGUAUCUCCAUAGGCCAUGGUACACUGAUGAAGCAUUCAUGUUUUCUGCAAAUGCUGCUCAGACCGUUUCCAAUACUUCAAGCAUAAUGUAUGUCUCAGGCAAUGACUCCUCCAUUGCACCAAUUGAUGUCUAUGAGACUGCAAGAAUCAUGGGCAACAACAUGGUUGUGGACAAGCGGUUCAACGUGUCAUGGCGAUUCUAUGUCCACCCAAACUUUGAUUACUUAGUCCGCCUUCAUUUCUGUGAGCUUGUCUAUGACAAGCCCAGCCAGAGGAUCUUCAAGAUCUACAUCAAUAACAAGACUGCUGCGGAGAGCUAUGAUGUGUAUGCCAGGGCUGGGGGAAUUAACAAAGCACAUCAUGAGGACUUUUUUGACUACUUGACACAGCAGGCAGACUCACUUUGGCUUCAGCUAGGCGCCGAUUCCAUGACCAGUGCUUCAGGUACUGAUGCACUUCUGAAUGGUUUGGAGAUAUUCAAGCUCAGCAGGAAUGGCACACUCGCUUAUGUGCUUGGCCAUAUUGACAUGGGCAACCAAAGGGAUUCUUCAAAAGGGGGGAAGAGAAAAGAGUUAUGGGAAGAAGUUGGUAUUGGUUCAGCAUCUGUAGUGGCAGUUACAAGUGUUGCUCUGUUCUCAUGGUGUUAUAUAAGAAAGAAACGAAAAGCUAUGAAGAAGGAGGCCCCUCCCGGUUGGCAUCCAUUGGUCCUCCAUGAGGCUAUGAAAAGCACUACAGAUGCCCGUGCAACCAGUAAAUCAUCCUUGACGCGAAAUACCUCUUCCAUUGGUCAUAGGAUGGGAAGAAGAUUCAGCAUCACUGAGAUUAGGGCUGCCACGAAGAACUUUGAUGAGUCCUUAGUCAUUGGUACAGGGGGAUUUGGUAAGGUCUACAAAGGUGAGAUCGAUGAGGGCACUACAGUGGCAAUCAAACGGGCUAAUACAUUAUGUGGUCAGGGUCUGAAGGAAUUCGAAACGGAGAUUGAGAUGCUCUCCAAGCUUAGGCAUCGGCACCUUGUUGCAAUGAUUGGCUAUUGUGAAGAGCAGAAGGAGAUGAUUCUGGUUUAUGAAUACAUGGCUAAGGGGACAUUGAGAAGCCAUCUCUAUGGGAGUGGCCUCCCUCCUCUGACAUGGAAGCAACGGAUUGAUGUGUGCAUUGGUGCUGCCCGUGGGCUUCACUACCUCCACACAGGAGCAGACCGAGGUAUAAUCCACCGGGAUGUAAAAACUACUAACAUUCUGUUGGAUGACAAUUUUGUUGCAAAAAUAGCAGAUUUUGGGUUGUCAAAAACCGGGCCGACGCUUGACCAGACCCAUGUUAGUACUGCAGUCAGGGGAAGCUUUGGCUACCUAGAUCCUGAGUACUUUCGGAGGCAACAACUCACACAAAAAUCCGAUGUGUAUUCUUUUGGAGUGGUGCUCUUUGAAGUUGCUUGUGCAAGGCCGGUGAUAGACCCCACAUUGCCAAAGGAUCAAAUUAACUUGGCAGAAUGGGCGAUGAGAUGGCAGCGCCAGCGUUCGCUGGAAGAAAUCAUGGAUCCUCGGCUGGAUGGUGAUUUUUCAUCAGAAUCCUUGAAGAAGUUUGGUGAAAUCGCGGAGAAAUGUCUAGCUGAUGAUGGGAGAAGCAGGCCAUCAAUGGGUGAGGUCCUGUGGCAUCUUGAGUAUGUGCUGCAGCUUCAUGAAGCUUACAAGCGAAAUGUAGAUUCUGAAUCAUUUGGAAGCGGCGAAUUGGGAUUUGAUGACAUAUCCUUCAGCCUUCCUCACAUCAGAGCGGGGGAAGAGGAACAUCACUCGAAGCCAUCAAGUAUCAGGGAGGAACCGGACACUUGAGGGUUUCUGUAUCCUGGCGACCCACCGAAAAAUCUUGCUUUGUAGCCAUGGUCUUGAUGUAAAGUUGAUGCAUAUGUUCUCUUAGGUUUUUAGGUGUCAGUUGCUUCUUAUUCUUUUGGGCGUUUACCUGCUUGACAAGUGUAGAAUAAUAGGGUUAUUUUUUUUGUGUGUGUGUAGAUUACCAAUCCGGGGGAAAAAAAAGGACACAGAAGUGUCAGGGUUUUCCUUAACAUCUGUAUGAUGCAAUUUGCAUAACCACCGUGUGUACUUCUGCCUGUGUGACCUGUAUAAAUGGCACUGAUAAUUAUUGAUUUACCUUUGGACUUGCUAAA